AUGAAUAACUUUGAAGACACAAUAGCACAAUUGUGCUUGAACAAAUAUCAUUCAUUAAAAAAAACUGGCAAACCAAUUGCAACAGAAUGGACUGUAUUAUCAGGAAUUGUUAUGAAAAAUAAUGAUAAUAAUUUAAAAGUUAUUGCACUUGCAACUGGUACAAAAUGUCUAGGAAUUAAUGAAUUAAUUGAUAAUAAAAUUAACAUUGGUAAUAGAUUGCAUGAUUCACAUGCUGAAGUGUUAACAAGACGUGCCUUUUUACGUUAUUUAUACAUUGAAAUUGAAAAAUUAUUAAAUAAUGAAAAUAAUUUAUCUGAUAUAUUCAUAUUAAAUACAUAUAAAAAUAUAAUUGAAUUAAAAAAUGGUGUAUCAUUUCAUUUUUAUUGUAGUCAAACACCUUGUGGUGAUUGUUCAAUAAUUCCCAUUAAUUAUACUAAUUUAUUAAAUGAUGAGGUUGAUAUUGAUGUCAAUGGAAGAGAAAUAGGCUAUCAAGAGACUGAAAUAAUACAAGAUCUACAUAGAACUGGUGCAAAAUGUAUUGUUGAUGAUAAAAUACAAGAUCCAAAAUUACCUGGUGUUAAUUAUCAUGCUAUUGGUCCACUAAGAACAAAACCAGGUCGUGGUGAUCCAACAUUAAGUCUAUCUUGUUCUGAUAAAUUAGCAAAAUGGAAUAUUGUUGGUAUUCAAGGAGCCUUGUUGUCAAUAUUAAUACCAAAAAUAAAACUUGAAACAAUUGUCAUUGGAGGAAAUUGUCCUUUUUCAAUUGAAUCCAUGAAUAGAGGUAUUUUCAAAAGAUUUUCUACUGAAAUAUCUGCUCCAAUAAUUUUACAAUCAACCUUGGAAUUUGAGCAUAUUAAAAGUGAUGAAAGACACCAUCCUUGUCCAUCUAGCGUUAUCUGGUGUCACGUUAAAAAUCGACAUACUGAGGUUGCUGUUGAAGGACGUAAACAAGGUGCAACAAAGAAAAAUAAAUGUAAUUUAUUAAUAACAAGAAAAGAAUUGCUUCAUCAAUUUUUAAAAAUUAUUGAUAAUUCAAAUUUAAAAAUAAUUGAUAUUCCUAAACACCCAAAAAUAUUAACAUACUAUGAUUAUAAACAAUUGUCAAUUGAUUAUCAAAAAACAUGGAAAGAAUGUAAGCAAAGAUAUUUUGAAAAUUGGCCAUCAAAACCAAUUGAUCUCCAACAGUUUUUAUUAUAA
Messenger RNA from Aphidius gifuensis, 1197 nucleotides. RefSeq names its product tRNA-specific adenosine deaminase 1 (gene Adat1). The record is from RefSeq and is a predicted model, not a curated record. NCBI's taxonomy places the organism in Eukaryota, Metazoa, Arthropoda, Insecta, Hymenoptera, Braconidae. Gene Ontology annotation, molecular function: RNA binding; adenosine deaminase activity. Gene Ontology annotation, biological process: RNA processing. The transcript is spliced from 3 exons. The coding region runs from base 1 to 1197 and encodes 398 amino acids.